Molecule: messenger RNA, 2466 nt
Organism: Eublepharis macularius
Lineage: Eukaryota; Metazoa; Chordata; Lepidosauria; Squamata; Eublepharidae
Product: 5'-nucleotidase domain-containing protein 2-like
Exons: 14
Coding region: 18-1706 (562 amino acids)
Molecular function (GO): 5'-nucleotidase activity
Source: RefSeq, a predicted model, not a curated record
CAGACGCCUCUGGCACCAUGGCCGGGCUGGCCGCGCGGGCCGGGCUGCUGCGCCUGGCGGCGCCCUCCGCCUCCUACUGCACCGGCCUCGGGGCCGAGGCGCCCGGCCAGCCCGCCCAGCCCCGGCCGCCCUACGGCAGUCGCAAGCUGCCCGCCGAGGAAGAGCCGCCCGCCCGCGCCUUUUCCAGCAGCGCUCCGGCGCCCGGGCUGGACAACAAGAGCUUCCUCUGGGCGCGCUACGGGGAGAUGAAGCGGCUGGUGCAGGACUUGCUCCCCCCAGGGGUGUGCAACCUCCUGAACCCAUCCACCAUCUAUUCCAACAACGAGAUCUCGUUGAGCACCAUCGGGGUCUACGGCUUUGACUAUGACUACACUCUGGCCCUGUAUUCUCCUGCCCUUCACUCCCAGAUCUACAACACUGCCAGAGACAUCCUCGUGGAGCAGUAUAAGUAUCCAAAGGGCAUCCUGAAGUACGAAUACUGGCCCAGCUUUGCUAUCCGGGGCUUGCACUACGACAUUGCCAAGGGCUUGCUUAUGAAGAUAGAUGCCUUUCACUACAUCCAACUGGGCACCGUAUACCGGGGCUUGAAACCUGUGCCAGAUGAGGAGGUACUGGAAAUGUAUGACGGCACCCAUCACAUCCCCCUGCACCAGGCUAGUGGCUUCUACGGCAAGGGCCCAGCCAUCAAGCAGUUCAUGGACAUUUUCUCGCUGCCUGAAAUGACCCUCCUCGCUGUAGCCAAUGACUUCUUCAUCAGCCACGACAUUGAUUACGACCCUAUCCAUCUCUACAAAGAUGUCACGGACGCCAUCCGAGAUGUGCAUAUUAAAGGUUUUAUGUACAAGUGGAUCAUGCAGGAUCUAGAAAAGUACAUUUUGCGUGGAGAUGAGACAUACGCCGUGCUCCAUCGCUUGGCCAACAGUGGCAAGAAACUGUUCCUCAUCACCAACAGCCCAUUCAGCUUCGUUGACAAAGGGAUGCGGUAUAUGGUGGGGAAAGACUGGCGAGACUUCUUUGAUGUGGUCAUAGUCCAGGCAGACAAGCCUCAUUUCUUCAAUGAUUGCGUCAAACCCUUCCGGCGGCUGGACAGCAAUGGGGAUCUGCAGUGGGAUAAAAUAAACAAGUUGGAGAAGGGCCAGGUGUACAAGCAGGGCAACCUUUUUGACUUCCUCCGGCUGACUGGCUGGCGUGGCUCCAAGGUCCUCUACUUCGGAGACCAUCUCUACAGUGACCUGGCGGACCUCAUGCUGCGCCAUGGCUGGCGGACGGGGGCCAUAGUGCCGGAGCUGGAGACGGAAACGAAAAUGGUGAACACGGAACAGUACUCCCAAGCACUCACCUGGCUGCAGGCCUUGACUGGGUUAUUGGAACGGAUGCAGAUGUACCGGGACCCUGAAUCCCAGCAAGUGCUGCAGGACUGGAUGAAGGAGCGGCAAGAGCUCAGGGCACUCACCAAGAACCUCUUCAAUCCUCAGUUUGGAAGCAUCUUUCGCACCUGCCACAACCCCACGUACUUUUCGCGCCGCCUGUGCCGCUUCUCCGACGUCUACAUGGCCUCUCUCAGCUGCUUGCUGAACUACGACCUCAACUACACCUUCUACCCAAGGCGCACCCCGCUGCAGCAUGAGGCACCCCUCUGGAUGGACCAGCUCUGCACAGGCUGCAUGAAGACGCCUUUCCUCGAAGAAAUGGCGCACAUCCGCUAGGGGGCAAGGGGAACGGACGGCCGUGCCCCUCUGCUUCCUGUCCUCUAGGGCAGAAUCCCUAGAGGAUUAGAAUCUUGUUGGGCCCACCAACACGUUUUACAUUUGCAAAAUGAGUGUGCGUACGAGCAACCUCUUAAUGGUCAAGGCCUAACCGAUCAGUGCUAAAUUGUGCAGAGUAAGCUUAAGAAGUGCGCGGCUGGAUCAGAUUAAAGCUCUUUUAGUCCAUUAUUCCUCAUGAGCAUCUCAGCCACUUGCAGGCACUGUGUCAUUCAGCAAGUAUUUGUCAGUGGUCACAAUCUACAGUCUGCAUGCCUUGCACGAGCGAGUUGGGGAUCUUGUUGACUUAGAUCCCUGUGCACAUACCUUGGCCUUCAACUUGUGUUCUCAGAUGCUCCAUCCACACUAACACAGUCAGCAUCUGCUAAAGGAGGAAGAGCUUUGGGUUUUUUGUCACUCUCUGCUCUUUCCUUCGAGACUCUGUGCAGAGGCAUAGCUAUAGUGCUUGAAGUUUACAUUCAUUGCCACCACCCCAGUGGGCAGGUUGUAUUUGCAACAGCAAAGGGAGUACAGGGUACUACUAUUUGGGGACAGUGCGGGAGGGAAAGAUCCUGUUUCCUAGUGAAGUGGUAGGAACAGGAGGUGCUAAGGGGUAGGGGACGGGAAAUUGUUAGCCAAUAACUGGGAUUUUGUGAUUUUAAUAAAGAUUCUUGUGAAAGCUGCUCUUGAUGUGUGUAUCGGAUACUAGGCAAAGUGUGUGGUU